This is a messenger RNA of Miscanthus lutarioriparius, 1998 nucleotides long. The record is from the annotation of a GenBank genome assembly. Lineage: Eukaryota; Viridiplantae; Streptophyta; Magnoliopsida; Poales; Poaceae.
AUGGGUAGCGCUUGCCAAGCUGGCACGGACGGGCCUUCCCGCAAGGAUGUGUUGGGGAUAGGGAAUGUCGCCUUAGAGAAUGGCCACCAUGAGGCUGAAGCUGAUGCAGAUGAAUGGAGGGAAAAGGAAGAGGACUUGGCCAAUGGGCACAGUGCGCCACCGGGCAUGCAGCAGGUGGAUGAGCAGAAGGAGCAACAAGGACAAAGCAUUCACUGGGAGAGAUUCCUACCUGUGAAGACACUGAGAGUCUUGCUGGUGGAGAAUGAUGACUCUACUCGUCAGGUGGUCAGUGCCCUGCUCCGUAAGUGCUGCUAUGAAGUUAUUCCUGCUGAAAAUGGUUCACAUGCAUGGCGAUAUCUUGAAGAUCUACAGAACAACAUUGACCUUGUAUUGACUGAGGUUUUCAUGCCUUGUCUAUCUGGCAUCGGUCUGCUUAGCAAAAUCACAAGUCACAAAAUUUGCAAGGACAUUCCUGUUAUUAUGAUGUCUUCAAAUGACUCUAUGAGUAUGGUGUUUAAGUGUUUGUCGAAGGGAGCGGUUGACUUCUUGGUAAAGCCAUUACGUAAGAAUGAGCUUAAGAACCUUUGGCAGCACGUUUGGAGGCGAUGCCACAGUUCCAGUGGCAGUGGAAGUGAAAGUGGCAUCCAGACACAGAAGUGUGCCAAACCAAAUACUGGUGACGAGUAUGAGAACGACAGUGACAGCAAUCAUGAUGAUGAAGAAAAUGAUGACGUCGACGAUGACGACUUUAGUGUUGGACUCAAUGCUAGGGAUGGAAGUGAUAAUGGCAGUGGUACUCAAAGCUCAUGGACAAAGCGUGCUGUGGAGAUUGACAGUCCACAACCUAUGUCUCCUGAUCAACUAGCAGAUCCACCUGAUAGUACAUGUGCACAAGUAAUUCACCCCAAAUCAGAGAUAUGCAGUAACAAGUGGCUACCGACAGCAAACAAAAGGAAUGGCAAGAAACAUAAGGAGAAUAAAGAUGAAUCUAUGGGAAGAUACUUAGAAAUAGGUGCUCCUAGGAACUCAAGUGCAGAAUAUCAAUCAUCUCUCAAUGACGUAUCUGUUAAUCCAACAGAAAAACGACAUGAGACUCACAUGCCCCAAUGCAAAUCCAAAAAGAAAAUGAUGGCAGAAGAUGAUUGUACAGACAUACCUAGUGAAACAAAUACUGAAACUGCUGAUUUGAUUAGCUCAAUAGCCAGAAACACAGAAGGCCAACAAGCAGUACGGGCCGUUGAUGCACCUGAUGGCCCUUCCAAGAUGCCCGAUGGAAAUGAUAAGAAUCAUGAUUCUUAUAUCGAGAUGAAGUCAAAUUCAGAUGCUGCUCCAAUAAAGCAGGGCUCCAAUGGCAGUAGCAACAACGAUGUGGGCUCCAGUACAAAGAAUGUUGUUGCAAAGCCUUCAGCUAACAGGGAGAGAGUAACGUCACCAUCAGCCAUCAAAUCUACCCAGCAUGCCUCAGCAUUUCAUACUAUACAGAAUCAAACAGCACCAGCUAAUCUGGUUGGGAAAGACAAAGCUGAUGAAGGAAUUUCCAAUGCAGUGAAAAUGAGCCACCCAACAGAGAAACAGCCAUCAAUCGACCGUGGAUCAUCAGAUGUUCAGUGUGGUUCGUCAAAUGUGUUUGAUCCUCCUGUUGAAGGACAUGCUGCAAACUACAGUGUGAAUGGGGGUGUCUCAGUUGGUCAUAAUGGGAAGAAUGGAACGAGCGCUGUCCCCAAUAUUGCAAGACCAAACAUAGAGAGUGUUAAUGGUACCAUGAGCCAAAAUAUCGCUGGAGGUGGCAUUGUAAGUGGGAGUGGGAGUGGCAAUGAUGUGUAUCAGAAUCGGUUCCCCCAACGAGAAGCUGCAUUGAACAAAUUCAGACUGAAGCGGAAAGAUCGGAACUUCGGUAAAAAGGUUCGCUACCAAAGCAGGAAGAGGCUUGCUGAGCAGCGGCCACGGGUCCGUGGACAGUUUGUGCGACAAUCUGGUCAAGAAGAUCAAGCAGCGUAA